GACACUAAUGAUAAUUGAUACACGACAGUGAAGGCGAAGCCUAACAAUCACGGCACAUAGCCAACCCACCUUCUGUAAAACUAUACUCCCGUACUUCGGACGUCUAGCCUUUUUCUCCUUUUCUCACCGCCUCCACUUUCCUCAGACUUUACAAAUAUCCCUCUCUUCCUCUCUCUCUCUCCCAUGCACCUUACCUAACUCAUCAAUGGCGCCUUUUGUUAUACGGUCUCUUGUUACCCCUCUUCCGGGCCAAAUCGCCGUUAAACACUUGCCAACUGAUCAAUUUCCCAGAAUUGAAAUCAAAUUGCCGCUGAUUUUGGUUAAACCGCGUCGUAAUACGAUUUUUUUGGCCUCUCUUCAUGGAGAAAACGAGAGAGCAAUCGAGGCUGAAGGGAAGAACACUCAGGCUGCUCUUCAAUUGCAGGAUUCUCCUUACGACGUCGUUUCCAGAGAUGCGCUCCCGAGGCCGUUAUCGUCUUCUCAAUCCUCCAGUUCGGUCUCUGAUGGGUCACGUCUUCGCGUUGCUUACCAGGGAGUUCGUGGCGCGUACAGCGAAUCAGCGGCUGAGAAAGCCUAUCCGAAUUGCGAAGCAGUACCAUGUGAGCAAUUUGACGCGGCUUUUGAGGCUGUUGAACGAUGGCUUGUGGACAGAGCAGUUUUGCCCAUUGAGAAUUCCUUAGGUGGGAGCAUCCACAGAAAUUAUGACCUUUUGCUCCGUCAUAGACUGCAUAUAGUAGGGGAAGUGAAAUAUGCUGUUCGCCAUUGCUUACUAGCCGAUCAUGGUGUUAAAGUUGAGGACUUGAAGAGGGUCCUAAGUCAUCCGCAGGCCCUUGCUCAAUGUGAGCAUACAUUAACAAGUUUGGGAUUGGUUAGAGAAGCAGUGGAUGAUACUGCUGGUGCAGCAAAGCAUGUUGCGCUUCACAAACUGAAAGACACAGGAGCUGUUGCUAGUUCUGUGGCUGCAAAGAUUUACGGGUUGAAUAUAUUAGCUGAAGAUAUUCAGGAUGAUUGUGAUAAUGUUACUCGGUUUCUGAUGCUAGCCAGGGAGCCAAUAAUUCCAGGAACGGACAGGCCAUUCAAGACGAGCAUUGUUUUUUCACUUGAGGAGGGUCCUGGAGUGCUUUUCAAAGCACUUGCUGUUUUUGCUUUGCGGCAAAUCAACCUUACUAAGAUUGAGAGUCGUCCAUUGCGGAACCAGCCCUUGAGAGCAUCUGAUGAUAGCGACAAUGGGUUUCCAAACAGAUACUUUGACUAUCUUUUCUAUGUGGAUUUUGAGGCAUCAAUGGCCGACCAGAAUGCACAGAAUGCCCUCAAGCACCUGAAGGAGUUUGCGACUUUCUUACGAGUUUUGGGGAGUUAUCCAGUGGAUACUAGCAUGAUAUAAAUGAUCCUCUAACACGUGCUGAUGCAGGGACCUGGAGGAAAAAAAUUACCCUGAUAAGAAUGGAAGCACUGAUGAUAUUCCUUUUUCAAAUUUAUCACUAAAUGGAUGCAGCAAAACUUGAUCUAUCGCCAUUUCAUCCAAUUUUGUAGUGUCUUCUCAAUACUUGCAUAUGUAAUUAAGAGUUAAUUGGGUAUUUUUAUAGAGUUUGUUAUUUCUUUCGUGCUUGGCAAUUUUUUCUGUGGGUUCACUUACGAGUCACCAAUGUUGGGCAUGACAUACCAAAAUGCAAUACAAGAGAAGUUACAAAUUCAAAUUCUUUCUUUC
Molecule: messenger RNA, 1708 nt
Organism: Hevea brasiliensis (rubber tree)
Lineage: Eukaryota; Viridiplantae; Streptophyta; Magnoliopsida; Malpighiales; Euphorbiaceae
Product: arogenate dehydratase/prephenate dehydratase 2, chloroplastic
Exons: 12
Coding region: 206-1384 (392 amino acids)
Biological process (GO): L-phenylalanine biosynthetic process
Cellular component (GO): cytoplasm; chloroplast
Molecular function (GO): prephenate dehydratase activity; arogenate dehydratase activity
Source: RefSeq, a predicted model, not a curated record